Owenia fusiformis is the source of this 5068-nucleotide messenger RNA. Lineage: Eukaryota; Metazoa; Annelida; Polychaeta; Sabellida; Oweniidae. The record is from the annotation of a GenBank genome assembly.
AAAAGACACCAGCGAACAACUGCGGACUACGAUUAUUAUUUCUAACGAGGAAUAACGAAAUAUACCGAAGUCUGACUGUCAUCCAAGAUAUCUCCCCGUGGCCCUAAGUUUGGGAUGGUGGGCUCUUCAAGCUUGCCUCCAUUGGCCGGACUGAUACUAUGGAUUUUGACCACCGCUCCUUCUUUUACUACGGCAAACUUUUGCACGCUUAAAGAGACAACAGAAGUGAAUAAGACCUCCCCAUGUAAAUACUACUUGGAAGACUCCAUUCUCGGAUGGACGUUCAUUCCGUCCCGACAGCCCCCUCCGUUGUCGUUGUUGUCCAAGAAAGAUAUGAUGGACGUCAUCUUCAAAGGAAUGUCAACAGGCGACGACGAUCUUCAAUGUUUCUUCAUUAAACAGGAAACAAAGGAGGUCACUAAAUGUUGCAUUGGUUACCAAGGAGAUGAUUGCACAGAAGCAAUAUGUACGCCACCUUGCGAGAAUGGCGGAAUUUGCGCAGACCCGCAAUCAUGUGAAUGUCCCUCAGAUGGUCGCUACACUGGUUGGCGUUGUGAUAACGACCAAACUCUGACUGGAACAAAUCUUGGAUUUUGUUUCACAAGUGAUAACUGCUACGGGAGAAAAUCCAACGCAACAAGUGAUGGCGGUGUGAUAUCUUCAGAGGACUGCUUUGCUUCUUCCGAUGCUAAGUCCUGGGGAAAUGGUACAAAUCCUGAAGAAUGUAUCUCCAAAAAUCAAACUAUUCACGAAUAUGAACAUGUCGUGCAUACGGCAAACCUCAAUUACAGAACUUGCGUCAGCUCAGGACCCCAUUACUGGAGAACAUUGGAUGGAGCACAGUAUGAGUUCAGUGGCCAGUGUGAAUAUUUCAUGUUCAGGAACGCCGACAGUACCAUAUUUGUUAGCGUUGACAUGUCCCAAUGUACUGGCUUCGUGUCAUGCUCCAAGACUGUUAAAAUGAGCUUCUCCGAGAUCGAAUACGAGGCUGUUGGAGACAAUGUCGUGAUGAUAGACAGUCAGCAAGUCAGGACGACCCUUGAGCUACCAGCUAGCCCAGAAAACGGGGUUUCCUUUACCGAAAAGAACGGCUACGUCUACGUGAACGGAAAGGGUAUUCGAGUAAAGUGGUCCGUAGAUGGCAGCAAAGACAUCAAGCUGACAAUCCAACAAACCUACAUUCACUUGGAUGAAAACGACAACGAACCACUCGGCCUCUGUGGUAGCUACAAUCAAGAUCCAUCAGAUGACUUCAAAACAGAAGUGGACUCAGAACCCGAAAAAUCGCCAUCCCUCUUUGCAACUCAUUUCAAAAGGCGUAAUAUUUUAAACCCUAAAUGUAAAACGGGACCGUAUAAUCCAUCUUGCUCAAGUUCUCCAGUGAUACAGAGAGAUGCUAGGCGGUAUUGUAAUUACAUCAGCACUAGCAUGUUCGCAGAAUGCCAUUCUAAGGUAGCUUGGUAUGCGCACUUUGAUCGUUGUGUGACAAAUUUCUGCGGAAUGAAACGAGACCAAGAGUUGGGCAAAGACGUCACCGAUGACGAUAUUGCUGAAAUGUUGUGCAACACAUUUGCUCUCUACAGCUCGGAAUGCUCCCAGUCUGGAGCUUGUACUCAAUGGAGAAAUGGAUUCUUCUAUAAGAACAGAACUUGUGAGCUGACAUGUAAGCAGGACGAGAUAUACACUGAGUGUGGAUCAAGUUGUCCCAAAACAUGUACCACGAUGUACCACAUGAUAGCUGAAUCAUGCUUUACCGAACCAGAGGCCGGUUGCCAGUGCGAACUGGGAAAAUACCUCCAAGAUGGUAAAUGUGUAACCCCCGACGAAUGUGGAUGUUUCUAUAACAACGAGCUUUACGCAGCCGGUAGUGUCGUCCCAAACGGAUGCAACAAAUGCACAUGUGACAAAGCUAGAUGGACAUGUACCCAGGACCCUUGCCCGAAGACUUGUGCUAUCAUAGGAUUUACGCACAUCGUUACCUUUGACCAGACUUUCUUCUACACUUCUUCCAACACAGGCUGUCAGUACAUCAUGGCUGAGAGCACUGGAAACGAGGACAGCAGAUUCAAUAUACAGAUCGCAAUCAAAUUAGCCUCCUACAAUACACUGAACGGAAAGACCUACCAGCGAGUUGGCGGGAUAACCGUUACAGCCGGUGACUAUUUAUUUGAAGUUUCCGUGGAAAAGAAUGGAGACACCAUCGCGCUACCUGAUAGCACUAAUGGAAAUAUUGAAUUCCGCGAAGCAUCUGAUCUAUUCCAUGAGAUCUUUGGAUACGGCUUCACUGUACUCAUAGCCCGAAAUCGAAUCUACAUUACCCUUGCACCGGGCUUCCAGACUAAAGGCUUGUGUGGAACACCGGAUGGGCAAGCAACGAAUGAUAUGACAAAUAGGAAUGGUAUCCCAGAGAGCAAUAUGCAGGCUUUCAUGUCUGGCUUCAGUAAAACCUGCGAUGAAAAUGCAGGCCAUAAUAAUGAUUUAGAUGCUGUAAAGGAUUCUGCUAAUUGCCCAUCAAGUGUGAAGAGCAUAGUUCUUUCCAACUGUACAGCUUACGUCAAAGAAUUGCUCAACAUCGAACCGGGCAAAUGUGGCCUGAAUGCUGAAAUAAUCAGAAAGCACGACCAAAUGUGCGUCGCCGAUGGAUGCACUGCGCCUAACCUCGAUGAUAUCAACGACGCGUUGUGCAUGCACGCCCAGGCACUCGUAUUUCAAUGCUCCCUAAAGGGCCAGUACCUGGACAUUCAAAAUAACCCUAACUACGACAAUUUGAAGGAACAGUGUCCAGAAUUCGAUUGCGCAGAUCUGAUAUACCGAACCGAUUUACCAUGUAAGAGGACCUGCAAAGAUGUCACUAUGCGUUCCCAGUGCUAUCUUCACGAGACACAAAUCUCUGGAUGUGGAUGCCCCGAUGGUACCGUAUUGGAUCCAAACAAUGAAUGUAUUGAACAGAUGGAUUGUCCCUGCUACGACCAUAAUGAUGAUUCCUACUAUGAACCUGGUACUGAAAGGACAAUGAAUUGUAGAAACUGUGAAUGUAUCAAUGGAGAAUGGAUUUGCGAUGCCCAAGAAUGUACUGAUAUACAAUGCCCGAACAAUCAGGAGUAUAUCAGCCCUGAAUCUGGUGUCUGUCCCAAGACAUGCUUGAUUUACGAUCGUGCGGAUGAAUGUGAUUACUACGGAUGUGGAUGUCCCAAUGGAACCGCCAAGAAUGAGGAGGGUGCAUGUAUCGCUCCCGAGGAGUGCCCUUGUUACCAGGGAGGUCAGGUGUUCCCCACGCAUUCAACGACAUCUAUUGGUUGCCAUAAAUUUGUUUGCGAGAAUCGUGUCUGGAUAAAAGAUACAUCUGCAGAGGUCGAUUGCCCAGCGGUGUGCAUCAUUUCUGGUGAUCCUCAUUACCAGACUUUUGAUGGUACAAGAUACGCGUUCCAAGGCACUUGUCAAUAUACGGCGUUCCGUAUCAAGGAAUCCGACAUACAAGUGGAUGUCGAGAACGUUGCUUGUGGGUCCGCAGGGGUCAGUUGUACCAAAUCCGUUACCGCGACUUUAACAAACGGAAGGAAAGUCCAUAUGAUCAGAGGACAGGGCGUUCGAUUUACAUCGACGAUUUUUGAGGAAUCCGAAUCAGUAAGCGGUCCUUCUGAAACCGUGGAUUUGUCAAGUGGAACUUGGACCGAGGGUGGCUCUAAUGUAACCAUUUCUCAGAUGGGAUUGUGGAUUACCCUCAAGACACUCGAGUUUACCCUUUAUUGGGACGAGGGGAUGAGGUUAAUGAUUGAAGUUCACUCAAGCAUGAAAUACAGAACAGAGGGUUUGUGCGGUUCUUACAACGACAACAGCGACGAUGACUUUAAGUCCCAGGCAGAUAUUGUUGAAACCGCCAUUCAGUUUGCCGACACUUGGAAGGUUACGUCAGAGAACUGUCCACCAACUGAGGAAACAGAAAGCCAGUGUACCGAGACUGGUGCCCUGUCUCAUAGGUUACCAUGGGCACAAGAAAGUUGUUCAGUUAUCAAGACUGGUACACUGUUCGAGACCUGUCGACAAAAACUACAAUCUGAUGUUGUAAAUGGCUAUUAUGAGGAAUGUCUGCUUGAUUCGUGCAGCUGUGAUAGCGGAGGUGAUUGCGAGUGUUUGUGUACAGCGAUUGCAAACUUUGGAGAGGAAUGUAAUAGAGUCGGUAGCCCUGUACGAUGGCGAUCACAACACAUGUGCCCGAUCCAGUGCGACUAUGGGCUCGUCUACCAAGCCUGUGCCAUGCCUUGUGAGAGUACGUGCAAGGACCUGAUGUUCGCGACGGAUGAGGGGAAAUGCCUAGAGACUAUGUGCCUGGAAGGAUGUUAUUGUCCCGAAGGUGAAAUGAUGGAAGAUGGUAAAUGUAUUCCUGUUACGGAAUGCCCAUGCUAUAUGGAAAAUGGUGAGCGGUUUGAAGUUGGGUCUUCUUUUACAAGGACCUGCAUGGAUUGUGUCUGUGUUUCUGGAAAGUUUGAAUGCACUCCACAGCUCAACUGCAGCGAGUGUCUCGAAAGUGAGUUCUUCUGUAAUAUUUCCAAGCAGUGUGUCCACGAUUACCAGGUUUGCGAUGGCGAAAGUGAUUGCGAUUACAACGAAGAUGAGGAAAAUUGUGAGAGAACGUGCGGCCCCAACGAAUUCCAGUGUGACGAUGGAAAUUGCACCGAUAUCGCAUUCAAGUGUGAUUAUUUCCCUGAUUGUGCUGAUAACAGUGACGAAUCAAGUGAACUAUGCAUUGAAACCUGUAUUGGUGCAACCUGUGACAAUGGCGAUUGUAUUGAUCAUCUAUCGUACAUUUGUGAUGGAGUUCCCGAUUGUUCUGAUGACUCGGACGAAAAGAACUGUACAGAAGAAUGUUUGAGUCCAAACUUCCGGUGCAGUACUGGAAAAUGUCUUGGGGAAGAGAUGCUUUGUGAUACGCACGAUGACUGUGGAGACGGCGAAGACGAGGCCGGUUGCUCUACUACAAGUGCACCAACUACAACAGUUGCAACAACACCCACGAUGACUUCCACAGCGGGGACCAGUACACCUAUACCAUCAACCACACCUGAAUUUA